UGCCCCGUCCUUGGUGUCAGUGGGGGGAGGAAUAGUGCCCCAUCCUUGGUGUCAGUGGGGGGAGGAAUAGUGCCCCAUCCUUGGUGUCAGUGGGGGGAGGAAUUGUGCCCCAUCGUUGGUGUCAGUGGGGGGAGGAAU
This is a messenger RNA of Staurois parvus, 138 nucleotides long. The record is from the annotation of a GenBank genome assembly. NCBI's taxonomy places the organism in Eukaryota, Metazoa, Chordata, Amphibia, Anura, Ranidae.